Messenger RNA from Leguminivora glycinivorella, 4377 nucleotides. RefSeq names its product ankyrin repeat and BTB/POZ domain-containing protein 2. Gene Ontology annotation, molecular function: protein heterodimerization activity. The transcript has 26 exons. The record is from RefSeq and is a predicted model, not a curated record. NCBI's taxonomy places the organism in Eukaryota, Metazoa, Arthropoda, Insecta, Lepidoptera, Tortricidae. Bases 113 to 3949 code for a protein of 1278 amino acids.
GGGCUCGGCAGUGGGACUCCCGCACGCGCAGAGUCCGCCGCCGCGCCACCACCGAAAAAGUAAGAGUUUGUGAGUGCAAGUGAAGUGCAAGUACUGUGUACCAUUGGAAUGGAUGGCAAGUGAGGAUGGCAGCACCCCGCGCGCGGAGCCGGCGGCGCUGAGCGCGGGCGCGGGGCCCGCGGGGGGCGGGGGCUGCGCCUGCGCCGCCUGGCCGCCGCGCCGCUCCGCGCCGCACGAGAUACUGCGCCCCAAACCUAGGAGGCCUUCGAGUGGCGGGCGGCCCGACGAGUGGUGCGGCGUGGCGGGCGCGCGUGCGUUGCGCGUGCGCGUGUGCGCGGCGGCCGACGCGCCCGCGCCAGCGCACGCGCGCCGCCUGUCACCGCCGCCACCUGCGCGCCGCGCCUCCACCCCUCCUCCGGUAGAUCCUGAUACCAAGCCCCUUAGCAGCCACAAAGAGCCGGUAAAUGGCGCCGUGGCACUAAAGACCGUGAGCGGCGUAUCUCCGUUAACAGCGGCGUCGGCGCCGGUGCGCGGUGCGCCGGCGCAAACCAGCUACGCGCUCGAGCGCCGCCCGCGCCACGACCAUCACCAUCGUCCGCCUGAAGCGCAACCUGCCCAGAAUGGAGUCCGCGACUGCAACAGCAGUUCGGACGAGAACAGGUCUUCAGGACACGCAUCGAUGUCGGACAGCGGCGGAGCGGGGGAUGCGGGGCGCGAGGAGCCCCGGCGCAGCCGUCAGCAGCCACACGUGCGGGGCAAGCACAGGCCCCACAACAAGUUACAGUCACCGUGGCCGGGAGGUGGAGGACUCGAGGACAUCCGGUCAGCCAUCAAGCAGCUGACGUUGCGCUCUCGAGACAGCAGCAGCACGGCCACCAGCGGCGCCUCCAGCGGGAAUGGGGCUCAAGAAACCGGCAGUGCAGCAGAGGCGCGCCGCCGCCGGGCGCCGCUCGUGCGGCAGCCGUCCCUUGACACCGUGUGCACCAACGUCACCAGCGCAGACGAGUUCGUGUGGGUGGACUCUCACAACAGAUUAGUCGAGCUACGCUGUGUCCCGUGGACGGCGAGCGAGAUGAGCCGUGCGCUGCAAAGCGGCCGCUGCAAAGAGCUGGCCCCCAGGCUGGCGCCGGACACGCCACCGAGACUCGCUUAUCUCCUGCAGAGGGCUUUAGUCCGAAUAUCGCGGGAAGCCCAACGCCUGUCGCAGAACUUCGGCUUCUGCUCCAAGCACGAGGUGGCCGGGGCCUUCAGGAUCGUGCUCAGCACGUCGCUCGCUGAUACUUGCAUAAAGGGUUGCCAACGCGCAGCCACGAUGUACGCGACAUCAGGGAGUGCGGCGCGGCGGCUCGGCUCCGCGGCACGCGCGCGCACCAGCCUCGCCCCAGGCCGCUUCCAACGCUGGAUGCUGGACGUGCGCGUGGCUUCCUUCGUUCACGAAUACGCGGCGAUAUACCUCUGCGCCGGCAUGGAGACGCUCCUAGAAGAGAUCGCUCUGACCGCGGGCAGCGGCACCGGCCCGGUGACUCCGGCUGCGGUGGACCACGCCGUCGCCAACUGCGCCGACCUGUGGGGUCUGCUGCAACCCUACAGCCACCUAAAUGCUGGCCGUAUCGCCUCAGGAGCACUCUCCAUUUCCCGCUGGGAGUCGAUGAGCUCGAUGGGUUCCGGCUCAUCGUCUGGUCCCUGCCGUCCGGAGCACAGGCAGUUGGGACUCAGCCACGAUUCGGGCAUCACCACCAAUGGGUCUGGUGGGUCCGGCACCUCCGCCGGGUCCAGCGGCAGCACGGGGUCGGGCGCGUCGGUGCUGCUGACGACGUGCGCGGGCUCCGCCGCCGAGCUGCGCGCCGUGUUGCGCCGCGUCGCGCCGCGCCACGCGCCGCUGUCGCCCGGCGCCGAGCGCGCCCUCUACUACUUCAUGCGGUGCUCGCAGUUGGAGCAUAAUUUGAACACAGCGUCGACGGCCAGCUGCGCAAACGGUCUGUGGGGUGAAAGAGGCGCCGGCGCCCUGCCUCCUCUCGGCGAGUGGGUCCGGGUUAUUAGAGCGCAUGCAGCGCUACGGCCGCCGCCCGCCGUACCAGACGCCGACGACGUACUGCAGGCCGCCCGUCUGCUGCUGCCGCACGCCGACUGCCCACCCAGACCUGUCACAUUGGAAGAAGCCAUAGAGCCAGCGUGGUCCCGCUGCACACGCGCCGCGGACGAGCUCUCCCGCGCUGCGCUGGGACUAGCUCAACGCGCGCUACUGAGCGGACGGCCCGACCUGCUGGGGGGCGUGAAGGCGCUCCUACCGUCCGCAGGACUCGACGCUACCGACGCGGCUGGCCUGACGGUGCUGAUGAAAGCUGCGCUGGCCGGAGACGACCAGAUUGUGGCGGUAAAUAAGCGGUAUGCUUUGGAGUCGGGUGCAGACCCGAACAUCGAGACACCGGGCGUAGCGGCACCACACGCACUUCUAUCCCCGCGCUCCCCGCACGGAACAACCCCAGCCCCCGCCAACCAAUCGCCAGCUUACACCCCACCUACUGCAGGCUGGACCGCACUCGUGUACGCAUGCAGCGGCGCGGGCGGCGGCGGCGCGGUGGAGUGCGCACGCAAGCUUCUCGGCGCCGGAGCGAGGGUCGACGGCGCGCCGGCGCGGGGCGAGGACGUCUGCACGCUCACUCCGCUCCAGGUGGCAUGCGGCGCUGGGAACCAAGAGUUGGUGCAACUUUUGUUGUCUCACGGAGCGGACCCAUUCCUUUCUACGCAGCUGAAUGAUGCUCUGUGCUAUAGUGCUGCAGCUCAGUAUGGAUGCUAUAGCGCCGUAGCGGUGUGUUGCACGCAUGGCGCGCGCUCUUGCUUGCGCGCGUGCGUGCGCGGCAACGGGAGCGGCGCGCGCGCCGGCGCUGUGCUGUCGCUGGAAGAAGUUCUGGCUGAGGGAGCACCGCCCGCCGCGCGCCCCGCCUUCACCAAGCAACAGCAGCGAGCGCUACAAGACGCCAUGUACUACGCGGCUGAGACUGACCACUUAGAUAUAACAUUAGAACUACGAGGCUUAGGCGUCCCCUGGUCUCUCCAUGCGUGGACGCUUUCUUUAGCGGCUGCUGCGGAAGCUUCAUUGGACCAUGUUAUAGACCAACUACUACAAGACUUUUUACAGGUUUGCCCGUCGGAUGACAGCCACUAUAGCAAGCAGUUCAUUUACGAGUGUCUCCCAUUGCUGUUCAACAUUUUACGAUACAGCAAGGAGGGCACAGUGCUGCUGUUAGCGGACAUCCUUUGCGCCUGCUACGGCUGGGAGCCGGUACCGAGCGUGCUGGAACCGCCGCCCGCUGCUGCACCCGCUCCCGCCCGUGUCGACCCUUCCUAUGUAAAUAACCCGUCGCUCGCUGACGUCACAUUCAGAGUGGAAGGACGGCUGUUCUACGGGCACAAGAUUGUGUUGGUGUCGGAGUCUCCACGCCUGCGGGCUAUGCUAGCGCCACGUGCACCCGGCGACGCUGCACCCGCCUCCGCCUCCGCGUCCGCGUCCGCGCCCGCUGCACCACCGCUUGUGCAGAUCAACGAUAUAAGAUACGACAUCUUCGAGCAAGUAAUGAAGUACCUGUACUCGGGUGGCUGCGCUGGUUUGGAGAUCCCUGACACGGACGUACUGGAAGUGCUGGCCGCGGCGUCCUUCUUCCAACUGCUGCCGCUGCAGCGGCACUGCGAAGCGCGCGCCGCCAAGUCCGUGGGGUUGCAUAAUCUUGUUUCCGUGUACAUUCAUGCCAAGGUUUAUGGAGCAACGCAGCUUCUAGAAUACUGUCAAGGUUUCCUGCUACAGAACAUGGUGGCCCUUCUAACGUACGAUGACUCGGUGAAGCGACUGCUGUUCGGCAAACGACUGCCCGGCCACAACGUUCUGGGCGCUCUACUCACUACCCUACAGAAAAGAGUUGAGGCUAGGAAGAGUCAGGCUAAAAGCAGAUAGCAAUUGGCAACACUCAACAACACAAAAAUGUACAAUAUUAUUAUAGUAUUAAGAUGCUAUAAGAGUAUAAGGUUAAAUACACUGACAAUAAAUAUGUAGAUAGUACAACUGUCAACAUGAUAUUCAAACCCCCUACUAAUUUUCAAUUAGAUUUUUUUAUUUUUAAAUUAGUCAUGGCCUUGGAAGAAUCUACUGCAGUGCCCUUAAUAUAACAUUUCGGUUGAAAACUUAAAUGACUAUAUUCAACUUAUGUAGAUAAGUAGUUCAUAAGAAGCAAGUACCUACUAUAAAACAUAUUUUUAUACAGUAUAUGAAAAAUGUUUUAAAUAAAAAACUCAUCAAAAUAAAUAAUAAUAUUUAAUGUCUGUUCUCAAUUUGUAUGUCUGUACUAAAAUGUGUAAUUAUUGUUGAAAUAAAGCUUUACGUUU